This is a messenger RNA of Exaiptasia diaphana, 1538 nucleotides long. RefSeq names its product WW domain-binding protein 1-like. The transcript is spliced from 4 exons. The record is from RefSeq and is a predicted model, not a curated record. Lineage: Eukaryota; Metazoa; Cnidaria; Anthozoa; Actiniaria; Aiptasiidae. Bases 236 to 802 code for a protein of 188 amino acids.
UCAAUUUUAUCUUAAAAGAUGCAAAGCAGCACUUUUGACUGGUGAUUGUGCCUGCUUUUACCAAAUCGGAAAAGUACGGAGUUCUGAUUGGCUAAAAGGGACAUUGUUUUSCACCAAAGCAGUGUUACAUCAACAACUGUUCUGCUUUGUUGCAGAAAUGAGGUAACUUCUGCACUAAAAACAAAGCAUYCYCACCAAUAUCACUGUUUUAUUCACGAUUGUACUCGAGGGAAAGAUGAAGGACAUUGGAAAAGUUUUCUUCUGCCUUUGCMUUGUCRCUACAUUCGCCCAGUCCCAGGCAGGCCAAUAUUGUGGCAAACAUGGCGACCAAGAAUUUUUUUGYGACAAAGGCCAUUGCUGUGGGGAUUUCAAGUGCUGUACCUACUAUAGAUAUUAUGAAAUGUGGUGGUUUUGGCUUAUCUGGUGUAUCAUCAUAUUGCUUGGYUGUUCGUGUGCAUACUACAGAAGAAGAAGCCACGCUGGGCCUUACAGUCAUUUGACUAGUUUCUUCUUCCCCACGCCACCUAUACGRACCAGUACAACAGUAACAACAAUCACAACAGAAAAUGAACCUACAUUUAAGCUUCCUUCAUAUGAAGAAGCUAUAGCUAUGCCACAGUUAGGUCCCCCCAAUGACAAUGAAGGUGCACCACCUCCGUAUGUAUGUCAUGUAGAAAAUCCACUGAAUGAUGAGACACAGUUAAACUGUCAUGAGCAGCAUUCUAUAGAUAUGGUUGCAACACAAAAUGCAGGAACAACUGUUAUGCAGACUGAGCAAAAUCCCAACUCUUCCAGUACUUGAGUGAACAGUAGGAUUGUUUGAUUUAGGGAGAAAAUAUGCUGACAAAGAGACAACUGCCAGAAUAACAGUGCAGAUAGCCUACUUUCGAUCAGACUGAUUUCAUAAGUUGAUCCCAGUUCGCUCUCUGUUMGAGUUUUUGUAKUUUCGUCACAAAYYRAGGRACRAAUUAUGGAAUCAGUCUAACUUUCGAUAUUCUGGUUGAAUAGUUAUGCACAAAAGAACUGAAGAUGUAGCUUUGGAAAAAUAAAAAUACAAACUAUAUUUCUCACAAACCUGCUUGUCAAUUCUUUUGUGCAAUGUUAAACAAAAAGUCAACAAAAAUUUAAAAAGAGAGAUAUUGUAUAAAGCUAGCAGACUAAAAUUCAAUACUAAAUAGCAGUAAAGUGCAUUCCUUAUAAGGCAAACACUAAAAGUGUGUAUGCUGCUAAAUAGUGCGAAAUAGGCAAUAAAAAACAAAGGAAUUUGCAUAAGUAGGUACAAUUUAGCACUAUAUAAUUGAGAGUCAACUAUUUCAUGGUUCUAGUGUUUGCAUUUCAUAUUUGUGAAAAACUUGUAAGGAAUUGUACAAAGUUGAAAURAUUUAAAGAUAGGAAACAGUUAUUUCCACUCAUUUGAACCAAUUUAUUAGAAACCAUCUUGUAGAUAUGGCGAAUGCAAACUAUGCAUUUGUUUCAUAGUUAUAUAGCACCUAAUCUAAGCACCUAUAGAGUUCUACACAUGUAUAUUAACUUUGACU